Messenger RNA from Salvia splendens (bonfire salvia), 822 nucleotides. RefSeq lists its product as uncharacterized. The transcript has a single exon. Lineage: Eukaryota; Viridiplantae; Streptophyta; Magnoliopsida; Lamiales; Lamiaceae. The record is from RefSeq and is a predicted model, not a curated record. The coding region runs from base 1 to 822 and encodes 273 amino acids.
AUGAUGGAAUUCGCGGAUGCUAUUGCCGACUGCCAGCAGAUUGACCCAGGAUUUGAUGGACCGAUCUUUAGGUGGCACAGAGGGGGACUUUGGGAGAGGUUGUACUGCAUCUUGAUUGGAGAGCAUUGGACAUCAGUUUUUGCGACGACCAGGGUGACACAUUUGGUGAGAUUUAGCUUGGAUCACACGCCUCUGCUGGUGAGAUGUCAGUUUUCUGUCCAGACCACGAAACCGGCUUUCAGAUUUCAGAAUAUGUGGGUGAGACAUGAGACGUUUAGGGGUGAGAUCGCCAGAGUCUGGGAGGCAGAAACAGGAUACAGUGGCAUGAUGAACCUCCAACUCAAGCUUAUCAGGAUCAAGAAGUUCUUAAAGGUUUGGAACAGAGAGGUGUUUGGCAACAUCCUCCAGAACCUAAAGGAUGAAGAGCAGACAGUUCUUGAGGCCCAGAUCUUAUUCGAUAGUGACCCGACGCUAGCGCAUAGAGCUGAGUUCAAUAGAGUGUCUGCGAAGCUUAUCGUCACGGCCAAGAUGGAGGAAGAAUUUUGGAGGCAGAAGGCGACUAUUAGAUGGGCUACUGACGAAGAAAGGAACUCCAAAUUCUUUCAUGGUUGGGUUAGACAGAAGAGAGUUAAGUCAAGGAUGCACAUGGUUGAGGUUGGAGGACAGCCACUGACGGAAGAGACAGAAAUCAGGGAGUCGGCGGCCGCCUUCUUUCAGCAGCUUUUGACAUCUAAUGUCGGGGACCUUGCACAGCCCGAUUUGUCUCUUAUCCAUACACUGCCAGAUUCAGUCGAUCAGGAGGCACUGUGUGCACUACCAUAG